Messenger RNA from Grus americana (Whooping crane), 974 nucleotides. RefSeq names its product hematopoietic prostaglandin D synthase (gene HPGDS). Bases 138 to 737 code for a protein of 199 amino acids. The record is from RefSeq and is a predicted model, not a curated record. The transcript is spliced from 6 exons. Gene Ontology annotation, biological process: glutathione metabolic process. Gene Ontology annotation, molecular function: glutathione transferase activity. Lineage: Eukaryota; Metazoa; Chordata; Aves; Gruiformes; Gruidae.
GGCAUACUUGUCACGGGGAGUGGUUUGCAUAUUAAUAAAACAGUGUAUAUGUAAGCCUUUUCCACUGAGGCCGGCACUCAGAGGGAGUCCUGUGCACGGAGGAAGGGACCGUGUGUCGCAGCACCAGAGGAUCCAGCAUGCCACAGUACAAGCUGACAUAUUUCAAUCUGCGAGGACGAGCAGAAAUCAGCCGUUACCUGUUUGCCUAUUCGGGCAAGAAGUAUGAAGACCACCGGAUAGAAGCAGCAGACUGGCCCAAAAUCAAACCAACUAUCCCGUUCGGCAAAAUCCCCAUUCUGGAAGUAGAUGGAGUUAUCAUUCACCAGAGCCUGGCAAUAGCAAGAUACCUUGCCAGAGAAUCAGGUCUGGCAGGUCAGACGCCCGUGGAACAGGCACUAGCUGAUGCCAUUGUGGACACCAUAGAUGAUUUCAUGACGCUGUUCCCUUGGGCAGAGAAAAACCAGAACGUGAGAAAACAAGCAUUUGAUGAUAUCCUCACCAACAAAGCACCUGAGUUACUGAAAGAUUUGGAUACUUUCUUAGGGGAUAACAACUGGCUGGUAGGGAAGUCUGUAACAUGGGCUGACUUCUACUGGGAUGUGUGCAGUACCACACUUCUGUCGUGUAAACCUGACCUGGCAGACAACUACCCCAGGCUUUUGGCUCUCAGAGAGAGAGUGCAAGCACUUCCAGCUAUUGCAGCCUGGAUCCAGAAAAGACCGAAGACUAUAAUGUAGAUCAGCUGUUCAGACUGGAAAAAACAAAUUUGUGUUCAGUUUUCUACAUGACAAGUGUCCUAAGUUAUUAAUUUAGAAGCUUAUAAAUUAAUUUCAGAUGAGUAUGCUAUACCAAAUCAAAAUCUACCACUUGUAUUCAUUUAUAGGAGAGAAUCUAAAAAGCUGAUUUAGUAAAGCCUGAGGGGUGUGGUUCCAGCCACAUUCCCUCCCUACCAAUAAAGUGCUUGAUCAACCUAA